Molecule: messenger RNA, 10014 nt
Organism: Macrosteles quadrilineatus (aster leafhopper)
Lineage: Eukaryota; Metazoa; Arthropoda; Insecta; Hemiptera; Cicadellidae
Exons: 7
Coding region: 119-7897 (2592 amino acids)
Biological process (GO): regulation of transcription by RNA polymerase II
Cellular component (GO): nucleus
Molecular function (GO): DNA-binding transcription factor activity, RNA polymerase II-specific; RNA polymerase II transcription regulatory region sequence-specific DNA binding
Source: RefSeq, a predicted model, not a curated record
UUCCGUGUUUAGUUUGGUGUCUAAUAACAACAUAUCAAGUGAAUAUAGAAAUUUUGUUAAAAUCGGCUAACUCUCGUCCUUGAGUUUUAUUGAUAAUGUACAAGGUGUUUCCCGAGCAAUGAACGUAACAAUUGGUGAUGUCAGUGAAUACAACCCAGACUCAGGCCAGAAGGAUGGCAAUAAAGAGAAGCAAAGACUGGAAAACAGUGCUUUUAUUGAUAACCCAACACAGGGAGUGAAUACAAUCUUAACUAUGAAUCCACCUCCGCCUCCGCUACCCGGUGUGUUUGUAUUUGAUAGACCUAAACAGUUGCAACAGUCUUCACAUCACGUAGACCUGACUUGCAAUGUGAACAGUGAUUCAUACGACAUGAUCCAAGGUGGAAAUGUCCAAGGUGACGUCCAUUCAACUUCAAGCUUUUAUCCAUGUACACCUACUAGUGUUCAGUCUUUAGAAAUUGGUGCGAUUUCAACAAGCAGUGGCAUGUGUCAUAUUCAGUCACUCCAACCGGUUACUGUCAGUUCGUUUGAAGAUUCUCAUAUUCAAUCUGAAAACAAAGUGUAUCAUCAACUCAAUUCUAUAUCCCCAAACCAUUAUAAUCUUCUAGAAGAACCUAAAUUUUAUCACGAGAUGUCACCUGUUUCUGUAACUUCCAGUUUACCAAAAGAGGGUUAUGAUUCAAAAGAGUACGAGUAUUUGAUUCCUACAACUGUUGUUGAAAAUCCUUCAAACUUUUGUAAUACUUUCCAAGAGUUAAAACCACUCAAACAGCAGCGUAAUGAAAAUCCUAAUUUUGCCACUUCAAAAUUGUAUCAGCAACUUUGUCAGCCUUUGAACAAGGAAGAGAAUAGGAAUCAAGAGACGGAAAAAGCUGAACUAAGGCCAUUAACUGUGAUUGAACUUGAGCAAUCCAGUAGAAACAAGACUAUUCAAAAUACACAGCAACAAUAUUCAAACAUUCUAGGUGUAAAUCAGUCAAAACCAACUUAUCCUUCAUCGCCAAUUAGAACAGAGCAAACUUAUUCUUCAUCGCCAAUUAGAACUGAGCAAACUUACCCUUCAUCGCCAAUUAGAACUGAGCAAACUUAUUCUUCAUCGCCAAUUAGAACUGAGCAAACUUAUUCUUCAUCGCCAAUUAGAACUGAGCAAACUUAUCCUUCAUCGCCAAUUAGAACUGAGCAAACUUGUUCUUCAUCGCCAAUUAGAAGUGAGCAAACUUAUUCUUCAUCACCAAUUAGAACUGAGCAAACUUAUUCUUCAUCGCCAAUUAGAACUGAGCAAACUUAUUCUUCAUCGCCAAGUAGAACUGAAUACAACAAAUUUCAAAGUCCUACGAGAGAAACAGUAAUCAGCAAAGCUGAUUCAAAACUUAGUGUGCUAUCAAGUCAAGCCAAAAUCACCCCACACACUCCCUACUUCCAGAUCGGGUCCAGUAGCAGAUCCCAAACUGGUUUUAAAGAAGGUAAAAUAUAUCUGGAAUUGAGAAAUCCAACAAUCAGAUCUGAGAUAUUAAAGUCUUCAGCACAACAUGGUCACCAACCCAUCACUCCGCCCAAAAAUAAAAAUAAGAAUCUUCCUUCAACACUUCCAACUAGUUUUCAAGUUUCACCUAAAUCGCAAAAACUUCCUGAAUUCAAAUUACCAGGGCCUUAUGAAUUUAAGCUGCCACAACAAAUAUCCCCUAAUAAGAUCAAAUUGCCCAAAAUUUUAGGUCAUAACGAGUACACAAGUUAUGAAAGUAAUCGAGAUCCAUAUUUUGGAAACAAGAUGACAUCAACCUCUCUAUUGACUUCCCCCUCUACACUUAUCAAUAAAAACACUUCCUUCAACGGGCCAAGGAACAAAGUUGCGCUGUCCCUUCCAAAAACUCCUCUCUGUUAUGGUGAUCCAGGAGUUAACAGUAAAGUAAGUCAGUACUCGGGUAGUACUGCUUUUGUCAAUAGCAAGUCAGAGCAAACAGUCGUCCAGCCAACGUCAUCCUUAGACCAAAAAAGUUUGACUUCUAAUGAUAAGACCCCGCCAAUGAGUAGUCACUCAAAAUUGCUAGAAGAGUUGCUAAAACCUAAGUUGAGUGUUAACAAGUCAAGUGACAGUCACCAAGAAUGUCAAAAUCCAAAUUCAUCUUUAGACAAUAGAGAUUCACAAAUUGUUAGUACUCAAAGUCAAGAUAGUAAAAUGAUUCAGGGUACUUCCAAAGUUGCACAAAAUGUCAAACACCGUAGUGAUUUUAGUUCUCCUUCAAAGGCCAAUACCCAGAAACCUUUUAACCAGAAUGAUCAGUCAAAAUUAAGUCCAACUGAUACUAAAACACGCAGUGUCUUUGUUGGAAGGCCUAACCAGAGUAAAGACUUUAAAGUUACACUUUCAAAAGCUACAACAGUCCAUGCCCAUGAAGCUUUAGAUAGGUUAGAAAACGCUGAUUUAGGAACAAAUGAUUCUUCAAAGCUACCAGGAACGGAAAUAAAACAAACAGAGAAUCAAGCUUCUUUGGAAACAAAUUGUACAUCCAAACCAACGUUUUUCAUAAACUUAUCCGCAGAAACUAUUAAUACUGCUAAAAUGUCUGACCAAGAUAACCAAAGUCAAUAUUUUGAAUCAUCAAAGUCUGUAGAAACUAUUAAUACUGAUAUAAUGUCUAACCGAUGUAACCAAAGUCAAUCUCUUGAAUCUUCAAAGUCUGUAGAAACUAUUAAUACUGAUAUAAUGUCUAACCGAUGUAACCAAAGUCAAUCUCUUGAAUCAUCAGAAGUAGCCAGUGUUACAACAUCUUAUAAAGAUUCUAUGCCAGUAUGUACCAAUCAGUUAACGUGUAAGCCACAAGUAAAUGUAGAUAACACCAAUAAUUUGGAUAUCGUAAAACAAAAGUUGUCCAAACAUGUUACCAUAAGUGUUUGUUCAAACUCCCAAAGUUUAACUGAAGUAAAUAAAAAACCACAAAGUUUAGGCACUUCUAAUAUAACUCAAGCAACCUUAUCAAAUCAGUCUGAUCAAGUUAUUCUAUCAGAUAAAAUCAAUAUGGAAGGCUUGGGUAGUCGAUUGUCUGGAAACUUAAGCAUCCUAUCAAGGCAAUCAGUUGAAAAUAUGUCUGCAAGAAAGGUUAGCUCCGCACCAACAGCUCAAGUUGAACGAAUCUGUAGUGUAAGCUCUGAACCCAAUAAUGUAAAACUUAACAUUACCAAUGAGAAGGGUAGGAGCUUAAGUAUUUUGGCUGAUUUAAAAGUACCAAUGAACACAAAUGUCAGCACACAAGCAACUCCAGUCUUAAUAGGUAGAAGUUGUAGUGUUGUUAUGGAGGAUGUUCUCCAUGAUAAGAAAAUCAGUCGUUUAGUGGAUGGGAGUGUUGUUAAAUCGUUAGAAGGGAAAGCAUCAAAGAAUUCAUCCAAUGAUGUCAUAUCAGAAAAAAAUCUAUAUCAAACAUUGGAUGCAAGCAAUAUAUCGUACCGGAUUGAGGAGCCAACGUCUCUAGAAAUAAAGGAAAGAGCUAUUGACAACCCAGAAGAGAAACCAAGAAAAAAAUAUGCUAGGCGAAUUUACCCAGAGAGCGGGAGAAGAAAGCUUAUUGGAAGGAAAGCAUCUUGGGGAUUGAAAGAGUUAAUCAGGCUUGAGAAAAGGAGGUACAAGAAAAGAAAAGUUAAAAAUCUUGAUUUGAACGAAGGUUCAAAUGAAUCUUUGAAUGAUUCAAAAAACUAUUCUGAUGAAGAUUCAUCAAAAAACAAUUCAAAGCAUACAGCUCAGUUCGACAAAUUUGUUCCACAGAAUAAGAACGUUUCAACUAUAAAGAGGUUGAAGAAGGAUGCUUACUAUAAAGUGGGAAAAAGGAAGUACAUCAAGAAAGGAGCAGUAGCAGGAAUAGGAUGGAUUGAUAAACAAUACAAACCAAGGAAGGAAUACAAAUUGGUUGACCCUUUAGCAGAAGAACUGAUUUCCGAUGAUGAGGGCGAAGCUGUUUUUCUGGGAUUUGAUGUAGAUGAUGACGGAGAAAUGAUCCUAGGAUUUGCAUCAGACAAUGAUGAUGAAUAUGAUAUGUCUGGAGUGCAAGAGCCUAAUCAUCGGUCUGUUCAGUCCAACCUUCUCUCUAGGUUGAACACUAUUUCUCGUCUCAAACUCAUGUUCAAGUGUCCCAAAUGUUCCCGGAUUUUCAAUUCACAGCUGCAGUAUAAGAGACACUUUAAGCGGUUCCAUCUGGGUGGUAAAAUCUUCAGAUGCAACAAAUGUUGGAAAAAGUUUUCAUCCAAAGCCUACUUAGUGAAACAUGUGUGCAAACCGGAAGAGGAAAAUGUUUCUGGUAAAAUGUAUAAAUGUAAUACUUGUACAAAAGGUUUUGAAAGCAGAAGAGGUUUGAUGACACAUGAGGGAAGUCACAAGGAAAAAGAAGAAAUGGAUAGUAUUUCUGUUAAAUGUUAUGAAUGUGAUAAAUGUCAACACGUGUUUGAUUCCAUACAUGGGUUAUAUAUACAUGAAGGUCGUGCUCAUAAGGGAAUACGAGUAGAAGAAAAAGCUUAUAGGUUGAUGCCAAAAAGGCCUUCUGGCAAAAUUUAUAGAUGUAAUAAAUGUCGAAGACGUUUUAAAUCCAUGAGAGCAAUAAAGUUGCAUCUAGUGUUUGCUCAUGCUCAUAAGGGGAAAAAGUGUAAUCAAUGUGAAAAAGUAUUCACAUCUGAACACACAUUAAAAGUACACAUAUGUAAAACGAGGAACACCCACGAGGAAAAAGAAGAAACGCCUCUGGAGUUUGUACCUGACCAACUCUCUGGUAAGAGUUUUGAAUUUAACGAAUUUGAUAAGGAAAAGGAGUGUAAUCAUUGUCAAAAAGUAUUCAAAUCUGAACACGCAUUAAAGGUACACAAAGGUAAAAUGAAGGAAACCCACAAGGAAAAAGAAGAAAUACCUUUUGAGUUUGUACCUGACCAAGUCUCUGGUAAGAGUUUUGAAUUUAAUGAAUUUCAUAAGGAAAACGAGUGUAAUCAUUGUCAAAAAGUAUUCAAAUCUGAACACGCCUUAAAGGUACACAAAGGUAAAAUGAAGGAAACCCACAAGGAAAAAGAAGAAAUACCUUUUGAGUUUGUACCUGACCAAGUCUCUGGUAAGAGUUUUGAAUUUAAUGAAUUUCAUAAGGAAAACGAGUGUAAUCAUUGUCAAAAAGUAUUCAAAUCUGAACACGCCUUAAAGGUACACAAAGGUAAAAUGAAGGAAACCCACAAGGAAGAAGAAGAAAUACCUUUUGAGUUUGUACCUGACCAAGUCUCUCGUAAGAGUUUUGAAUUUAAUGAAUUUCAUAAGGAAAACGAGUGUAAUCAUUGUCAAAAAGUAUUCAAAUCUGAACACGCCUUAAAGGUACACAAAGGUAAAAUGAAGGAAACCCACAAGGAAGAAGAAGAAAUACCUUUUGAGUUUGUACCUGACCAAGUCUCUCGUAAGAGUUUUGAAUUUAAUGAAUUUCAUAAGGAAAACGAGUGUAAUCAUUGUCAAAAAGUAUUCAAAUCUGAACACGCUUUAAAGGUUCACAAAGGUAAAAUGAAGGAAACCCACAAGGAAAAAGAAGAAAUACCUUUUGAGUUUGUACCUGACCAAGUCUCUGGUAAGAGUUUUGAAUUUAAUGAAUUUCAUAAGGAAAACGAGUGUAAUCAUUGUCAAAAAGUAUUCAAAUCUGAACACGCCUUAAAGGUACACAAAGGUAAAAUGAAGGAAACCCACAAGGAAAAAGAAGAAAUACCUUUUGAGUUUGUACCUGACCAAGUCUCUGGUAAGAGUUUUAAAUUUAAUGAAUUUCAUAAGGAAAACGAGUGUAAUCAUUGUCAAAAAGUAUUCAAAUCUGAACACGCAUUAAAGGUACACAAAGGUAAAAUGAGGAAAACCCACAAGGAAAAAGAAGAAACACCUUUUGAGUUUGUACCUGACCAAGUCUUUGGUAAGAGUUGUGGAUUUAAUAAGUCUCAAAGAUUAUUGAAAUCCGAAUUAGUCGUAAAGAUACUCAAAGGUCAUGUCUACAAGGAGAAAAAACCCACCACCUUUGAGUUGGUAUCAAAACAAGUCUCUGGCAAGAGUUAUGAGUUUGAUAAAUGUCAAAGAUCAUUGAAAUCCGAUUUGGCAGUAAAGUUGAACGCAGAACAUUCUCAGGAGGAUGAAUUAGGAAUUCUGUCAAAGCAUAUGCCUAACCCUAUUUCUGGUAGGAAUUAUAAAUGUUAUAAAUGUAAAAAAAUAUUUAAAACAAGAAUAACAGCAAUCAUUCAUGCAGCUAGCGUCCAUAGUAAAAAGGUAGCUGGAAACAAACCACCUAUUAAAUAUACAGAUGAGAGUUACAAAUGUCCUUUAUGUUUUAAAAGGUAUCGGUCAAAAGGUUUUGCUAUGAUACACAUUAAAUAUGUCCACAAGGAGGAGAAAAGAGAAUUAGAUCUUAAGUGGCAAUCUGACAGAAGUACAAGAGAUAAAUGUGGUGAAGACAAAGAGAAUUUGAAUGAUGUGACUAAAAUAGUCACUAUCACCACACAUAAUGGUGGCAAGAGGUACAAGUGUUCCAAAUGCAAUGCAGGUUUUCUAACCAAUUGUGUUGCAAGAAAACAUGUUAAGGAAAUGCAUGAUACGAUGCAAAGUAAAAUAAAGGUGCAUUCAAAAAUGCCGAAUGAGACUUUUGACAAUCAAGAAGCUGUGGAUUUGGCUGCUAGAAAUGCAAAAGAAGAAGAUAGAAAUGGAGAAGAUAUUAAUUCAACGAAGGAUCCUCUCUACCUGGGGCAGGAAAUGAACAAUACUGGUAGCAUUAAUCAAGAACCAGAGAUAAAUAAUACUGUUGAAAACAGACAAUUGGAAAUUGAGUCAAGAUCACAACCCGAACUGCAAGAGAGUAAACACAAAAUUCAAGGUGAAACUUUGUAUCAAUGUGAAAAGUGCUUGAGGUCCUUUCAAAAAUUGGCUAAUCUCCAAAGGCACAAAUUGUGCCACAAAGAGGAAGACAUUAACUUGGCUUUCCCUUGUGCUUACUGCAAUGAAAAGUUUAGUUCUAGGGAUUCUCUCCAUGCACAUUGGUCUGUACACUCAGAGAAAAAACUGUACACCUGCGAUAUUUGUCAAAGCAAUUUUUCAGCUUUGAACUCUCUGAAAAGACACAAAGUUUUACACUCGGGCGAAAAGCUUUUCCGCUGUGAAAUUUGUCAGAAAGCAUUUAGUUUGUUGAGCACCCUGAAAACACAUCUUUUAAUCCACACUGGAAUGAAGAAGUUUGAAUGCAAGAUCUGUGGAAAAACAUUCAACCGCAAAGAUGUUCUCAACACUCACCAACUCGUCCAUACGGACGAGAAGAAGUUUAAAUGUGAUAUUUGCCAGCAAAUGUUCAGAUGGAGACACGCAGUCAAAUCACACAAACUAAUUUACCAUUCGAAAGAAAAGCCCUAUGUUUGUCAAGAGUGUGGAAAAAGUUUCAGUCAUCCAGAUUCGUUCAAGAAACACGCUGAAGUACACGCAGACAGAGUGUUUAGUUGUCAGAUAUGUUCAAAGUCCUUCUCGAGAGCUAGCGCUCUCAGAGCACACACUCUAACUCACACAGAUCUGAAACCCUUCGUAUGUGAGAAAUGCCACGAAAAAUUCCGCAGCAGGAACCAGCUGAGGAUUCAUCAAGCUGUUCACAGCCGAGAAAAGUCUUUCCUCUGUAAGUUUUGCAAUAAAACUUUCAAGAAUCGAAAACAACUUUGUAGACACAAACAAAAAGUCCACUUUCACACUUUUUCCCCCAAAACUGCACCUAGUUUACCAGUAGAUAGUGCAACGGUGUCUGAUGCCCAAGUUGACAAUCAUCAAGAUCAGACUGAAGAUGUCGACGACUCUGAUAUAUCCUACCAUUUUAUUUCUUUACCUGAUGAAAAUGUUCAUAACUUGCAAGAGAAUAUUGUACCACAGUCACUUUUCUAGCACGUACCUUUAAUGUGAUGAAUUUAUCAUUAGUAAUUCUCUUUAGUCUUGAUAUACUCUGUAUUUUGCAUUUAACUUGUUUAUAUUGUAAAUAGAGAUUUAAAAUUGUGACAUUCCAGGUGCUAAAAGUAGAACAAUUUACAAAAAGUUCUUUGUUUUAUUUGUUUGUAUUGACUAAUUUUGUAUUUUUAGUACAGUAAAACCUCACUAACUCGACAAUUUUUAUACCCAGAGGUUGUCGAACUAUGCAAAACAUUGAAAUUUAAAUGGGUUUUUAUAAAUGAAUACAUAGCUGACUAAUUUGUGCGUAUAAAUUAAUUGCUUUUCCUUCAAUAAUCUUCAAAAAAAUUUAGAAUAUUCAAUAAUUAAAAGAAAAUGUUCUUAAAAAAUUGCUAGAAAAGUCUAAUGCACUUGUAAGACAAAGCCAGCAAGAUGUAUUGUACCUUGUUAGCUGUUUAGACUGUCGAGUUACCCGAUAUCAAGAUAGUUAGCUUGAGUUAUGCUGUAUUGGUAAUAAUUUAUCCCUUUGAGGGCUAACUAUGUGACUUAAAAGUACUUAGUAUCACUAAUUAAGUUUCCUAAAGAAUUUUUUUUUUUUUUAUUUCCAAACAAUUUGACCCAGUAAAAUUUUGGAUUUACUUUCUCUAUUGAAUUUGGUAUAGACUCAUUCAUUCGUUUCAAAAACUUAAGCUGAAAUCAGGUUAUAAAUACCAAAUCCAACCCCUGACCCAUAACCCCCUGACCCAAUGUUUUGAACAGCUUUUCGACUGACCUAAAUAUUUAAGUAACGUUAACGUAUUAGGCUCCUGUCGCUUAGUCUGCAGAUCUGCCGCGACAGGGGUAUUUUGCAUUAAAUACAUUGGAUAGUUGUUACUGCCUGAGAAUUCUAAGCUAGACUGAACUUAAUAUAUGUUGCACAUAUAUUAUCGUUUUCUGUGGUUCACAACCUGUUAAAAAUUAUUUCAGUGUUUUUUCAGAUCCCUGCACAGUACUUGCGCUCAUUAAAAUACCAUCUAUAUAUUGUUUUCGAUACACUACUGUGAAAUCACCUGUUUUCGUUAUAUGUUUAUCAAAGGCUAAAACUCAUCAUUACAUUGUCUAUUCAAAAAGAAUGUUUACUAUGCAAAGGUAAUGUUUACUAUAUUUUUUUAGGUUUUGACGACAUAGAAAAACAUACAUUUGUUAUUGUUUCAUAAACAGUUUCAUUUUCAACAACCAAAACUGUACGAUCAAUGUAAAUUUGAAUUUGCAAUAGAAGGCUUAACCUAAAAAAUGCUAUUAGUUUUUAAAUGUUCCCAAAUUGUAAUAAAGAAAAAUAAUGCCUAUAUCUAUUUUUGAUUAAAAAUAAUUAGUCCUUGUUGUGUAGUGAAAAGUGACACUAAAAACACAAGUGAAACAUCAUUAGUAAUUAAUUACAUAUUCUCGGCCAUAUUUUUUUAAGUGCUUGAUAAAUCUCCCACUUUAAACAUAUGGUCUCAAAUAUCAUUGACUAUAUAUAUACCUACUAUAUAUACCUGUAUAUUUUAUAUAUACCUGUAGGUAUAUAUAGUCAAUGCAAAUAUGUAACGACUCACUUUCUACUUUUGUUAUAAAAUAAACUAGGCCUCCAUAUUGCAUUUUUAAGAUUGUUUACCUGUGUACAAUUUGUUGCUUGGAGUUUGUUUAUUUUGCUUUACAUGUGCUUAACAAUGUUAAUUAUUUAAAACAUAAGAAUUGGUCAAAACCAUCCAUAUUUAGCUAUGUUAAGGUUCAAUUUCUCAGUGAAUACAAAAUUAGCAUACAUGUAAUGUCAAUUAUUUGUAAUAUUAUUUAUUGCUGGUCAUUUACAAGUAAAACUUAAAUUAUCAAUUAUCAAAGUUAACUCAAUUUAUAUUCAAACUUACCGGAAAGCAACUAAAAAAUGUAUUAAAGGUACUUUAAGUAUGAUACAAGCAUUUACAUUUCAGUCAUGUUCUUUUAAAGGGAAAAAACCAUUUUCAGAAUAAUUUUUGUAUCUGCCUCUCAUUAUUGUUUUGUUAUGUAUAAUAAGUUUUUAUUAUUAUAUACAAGUUAGUUAUAUAUAGAAAACUGUGUUGUAAAAAUACUUGUCCGUGUUAAAAUUUAUAUUUUGUUUGUAA